This is a messenger RNA of Oxyura jamaicensis (ruddy duck), 2928 nucleotides long. RefSeq names its product methyltransferase like 14 (gene METTL14). The transcript has 12 exons. Gene Ontology annotation, molecular function: mRNA binding. Lineage: Eukaryota; Metazoa; Chordata; Aves; Anseriformes; Anatidae. Gene Ontology annotation, cellular component: nucleus; RNA N6-methyladenosine methyltransferase complex. Bases 267 to 1646 code for a protein of 459 amino acids. The record is from RefSeq and is a predicted model, not a curated record.
GGAGGAGAGUAACCGGCUUGUAUCGUGGAACUGGGACAGCACCUGGCACCAAGAUACUAGGAGAGGAACACUGUGUGCCGUGUAACAGAGCUGAAGGUUGCUGUGCAGCUGUGGUGCCCACAUCUUUUGGUGCAAUAUUUCCAGGCCCCGCUGCCGACAACCAACAUGGCCGCGGCCGCUCCUCCGCUACGGCGCUUCGUCAUUGGCAGAGGGGGCGGAAGUGACGCGCGGCCGGGAUCCCGGCGGCACGGCGCGGCGCGGCGGGGAUGAACAGCCGCCUGCAGGAGAUCCGUGAGCGGCAGAAGCUGCGCCGGCAGCUCCUGGCCCAGCAGCUGGGAGCCGAAAGUGCGGACAGCAUCGGCGCCGUGCUGAACAGUAAGGAUGACCAGCGGGAGAUCGCCGAGACCAGAGAGACGUGUCGGGCUUCUUAUGAUACUUCUGCUCCAAAUGCAAAACGCAAAUACCCAGAUGAGGGAGAAGCUGAUGAAGAAGAGAUUGAAGAAUAUAAGGAUGAAGUAGAGCUGCAGCAAGAUGAAGAGAACCUGCCCUACGAAGAAGAGAUUUACAAAGAUUCCAGCACCUUUCUGAAGGGUACUCAGAGCUUAAAUCCCCACAAUGAUUACUGCCAGCAUUUUGUGGAUACAGGACACAGACCUCAGAACUUCAUCAGAGAUGUCGGCUUAGCAGAUAGGUUUGAAGAAUAUCCAAAACUUAGAGAGCUCAUCAGAUUGAAGGACGAGCUGAUAUCUAAAUCUAACACUCCUCCCAUGUACUUACAAGCAGACUUGGAAGCUUUUGAUAUUAGGGAACUGAAGUCCAAAUUUGAUGUGAUUCUCUUGGAACCGCCACUGGAAGAAUACUACAGAGAGACUGGCAUUACUGCCAAUGAAAAGUGCUGGACCUGGGAUGAUAUCAUGAAAUUGGAAAUUGAAGAAAUUGCUGCCCCAAGGUCAUUUGUGUUUCUGUGGUGUGGUUCAGGAGAGGGUCUGGAUCUUGGCCGAGUGUGUCUACGCAAAUGGGGUUACAGAAGAUGUGAGGACAUCUGUUGGAUUAAAACGAAUAAGAACAAUCCUGGAAAGACGAAGACACUAGACCCUAAGGCUGUCUUCCAAAGAACCAAGGAGCACUGCCUCAUGGGCAUUAAAGGAACCGUGCGUCGCAGCACAGAUGGUGACUUCAUCCAUGCUAAUGUAGACAUUGACCUGAUCAUCACAGAAGAGCCUGAAAUUGGCAACAUAGAAAAGCCUGUAGAGAUUUUCCACAUCAUUGAGCAUUUCUGCCUUGGACGACGACGUCUUCAUCUUUUUGGAAGGGACAGUACAAUUCGACCAGGCUGGCUGACUGUAGGACCCACCCUCACAAACAGCAAUUUCAACGCAGAAACAUACUCUUCAUACUUCACUACUCCAAAUUCCCACCUGACUGGCUGCACUGAAGAGAUUGAGAGACUUCGGCCCAAGUCACCACCACCCAAGUCAAAGUCCGACCGGGGCGGUGGCGCUCCAAGGGGAGGAGGGAGAGGCGGCACCUCAGCAGGCCGAGGAGAGCGGGGCAGAGAGAGGAACAGAACUAACUUUCGGGGCGAGAGGGGGGGCUUCAGAGGGGGUCGUGGAGGUACCCACAGGGGAGGCUUCCCCACGCGCUGAUGUCUGCUAGGAAAAUCACUUCUUCCCCCAGUCUCUUGCCUCAUCUCCAAACCUUUUUCUUAGUCUUGUUUUUGCUAAAGUGAAUUAUUCUGAGGACUCAAGCUAGAUGACUUUUUACAUUGUUUUUGGUGCAAGUAGUUCCAAAUACUCUGCCUUUCAGUGACUGGCCUGGCACAUCACCUCACUUCUAAGGCAGGAUCCUGCACCUGAUGUCACUAAUCUCAGCCUCCCAACGGCUUCUGUUGUCGAAGCAGAGAGCGCCAUCUCUUCAAGCCAUGCAUAGAACUGAAGCAAAGAUACUUGCUGUUCCCUUAUGAAACUUGCAAGCUGUGUUUUGUUUUUUUUUUAACUGUCAUUUUAUCCAAAAUAUGGAUUCCUUUUCCUUCCUUGUAGGUCUGGUCUGGGGCUAACUUACAUUAAUAGGAUGGAAUGGGUGUAAAAUGCAGUUCUGAAUUGCAUGGUAAUAGCAGACUUAUUCUCUUAUUCAUGGAAGAAAAAGUGCUGUGUCUAUACUGACACCUGUUUUAACUUCUUUUAAACCAAGGAGCAAAUUGAAUAAAUAGAAUUCUAUUUUUUUCUUAUUUGGUUUAAAUUUCCCAAAUUAUUCCUGGGAAUAGGGAACAAGUUUUAUUUUUUCAUUUGUGAAAUAUAUGCACUCGCUUUUCAUGUCAGUUGUGGGGAGAGUGGUGAUUCUGUGCAGUCACGUUGUACUUCAUGAAAGCAAGAACUUGUACGUUUAUAUCCAGUCCAGAACUUGUACAGGUCUGGAUCAUUUCUUGAGUAGGGAUUUCCACCCAGCCUCUGGCAGUAAUAGCCUUGUUCUUUGGUAGGGAAAACCAGUCCCACUGCAGAGCAAUUGCAAUGUUUGUAGUAGAAAGACCUCACUAGAGGCCAUGCUGGAAAUUGAGGUGAUGUGAGGUGAGUGCUUCCUGAGCAUAAGCAGCUGAACAAAGAAGGCGCAGUCAUCAGACUGAGCGCUUUGCUUUGCCUGUGGACCCCACCUGCAUUGGGAAUGGACUGUUGGUGAUCAGCUGCGGAGAGCAGCAUGUAAAGAAGGCACUUCACUGUGGUAUGUACACUACUUGCUUUCAGCAGAGCUGCAACUCUGAGCUUCCUGGACAGUACUUGAUAGAGUGAACGAACCUGGCUGUUGGCAUCUCAAAUUCUUAGGUAUGGAUUUUGGAAAAUCAGCUUUUAAGUCCCAGUGUUUAUCUGUUGAAGCCAAGUUUUUAAGUAACUGUCCUGUAAAGCAGUGAAUUAUUAAACUUGUUUAUCAAAGCCA